Molecule: messenger RNA, 684 nt
Organism: Caenorhabditis elegans
Lineage: Eukaryota; Metazoa; Nematoda; Chromadorea; Rhabditida; Rhabditidae
Gene: memb-2
Product: Golgi SNAP receptor complex member 2
Exons: 5
Coding region: 6-656 (216 amino acids)
Biological process (GO): vesicle-mediated transport
Cellular component (GO): bounding membrane of organelle; Golgi apparatus; cytoplasm
Molecular function (GO): SNAP receptor activity
Source: RefSeq, marked reviewed
AGUCGAUGGAUACACAACUCAAGGCCACUAGGGAAGAAAUCGACAAUGUUCAGCUACUUUUGAUUGCGAUUGAACGUCAAACGGGAAAUCACGAAGUGGAUCGAUUAAUUCAGGAUGCAAAUAGUAGUCUUAUGAAAACUGAAACACACAUGUUUCGACUGGAAUCACAACUGGGCAGAGAACCGGCUCCAGUUAGACAGAAAGCUUCGUUCAAAAUGGAUCAAUUGAAAAGUGAUGUGUGUCUUAUCAAAAAUUCAUUGAGAACAAUGACAAAUCGUCACACUAAUCGAAAGAAGCAAGCAGAAGAAAAGAAAGCACUUCUGAAACAGAGGUUUACAACAAAUCAAGAAACGCGUGUGAAUCUGGAAUUUGACGAAGAGCUCAACUUGAAUGAUAAACUGAAAUACUCGGAUAAUAUGAUCGAUCAAAUGCUAGCCCAAGGUGCAAGCGUCUUUGAGGAUCUUCAAAAACAGAAGUACAACUUGCUGAGCAUUCGAAAACGAUUCCAUUUUCUGACCAAAUCCCUGGGAAUAUCUGAUACCACAAUUCGACUCAUCGAAAAGCGUGUGCGAGAAGACAAGAAACUCUUUAUGAUCGGUGUAAUUUGUUGCCUGAUAUUCAUGUUCUGCUUCUAUUAUUGGUGGCAAUACUGUUAAACAAUGUAAAUAAAUUAAAUGGAAUUUU